Molecule: messenger RNA, 3847 nt
Organism: Choloepus didactylus (southern two-toed sloth)
Lineage: Eukaryota; Metazoa; Chordata; Mammalia; Pilosa; Megalonychidae
Gene: CHFR
Product: checkpoint with forkhead and ring finger domains
Exons: 15
Coding region: 831-2501 (556 amino acids)
Biological process (GO): ubiquitin-dependent protein catabolic process; protein ubiquitination; mitotic cell cycle checkpoint signaling
Cellular component (GO): nucleus
Molecular function (GO): protein binding; ubiquitin-protein transferase activity
Source: RefSeq, a predicted model, not a curated record
UACCAAUGGAACAGUAAUUAACAAACUGAAGGUUGUUAAGAAGCAGACUUGCCCUUUGCAGACUGGGGAUACCAUCUACGUGGUGUACAGGAAGAAUGAGCCGGAACACAAUGCCCCUGCGCUGAGGAAUGGGGCGUGGGUGUGCAGGACCCGCCCGGGCCUUCUGUGAGGCUGUGUGGUCAUUAGCAGUGAAUCUCAAUGGCAGCUGAGGGAAAGAUGGAUGGAGGUGGGGUGGAUCGUAUAACAGAAGAAAUGUGAGUCGUGGGAAAUAAAAUGAGGAAUGGGGGACUGGAGACCACUAAGGAUUUCUGUGUUUGGAGACACUGCAAACAAAGGCUGAGGUGAGACUGGAUUCCACCAGGGCUUUUCCAGAUCGAGAGUCUAUGUUUAGUUUGCAGAAGAAGAUGGAGUAGAACAAAGAGACCUUAGAAAGGUCAGGGGAUAAAAUAUUUACUGUUGACGGGAAGUAAGAGAAAGAAGGGGACAGAUAUUCCUGACGUCAUUUUCAACAUAAUCCAGACCAGCCCCUUGCCACGCAUGUGUUUUACCUGUCCUUUCGGUGGCUUGGCAUUGGACACAAGGCUUCAUCUUGUCAUCUCUGCCUUCCUCUAGUUGACCUUCUGGUCCCAGACUUUUUUGCUGAGGCUUCUUUAUUUUAAAGUUGAUCAAGAUAUUUUGAAUCAUAUUCUGAAAUAUCUUGACCAGGCCAAUUUUGAGUUACUGGCUGAGAAGUUAAAAUAGUCAACAAAGUCAGAUUGACCGUGAAGGGAUUGCUGGGAAGACUUCAGGGGUUUUAGGGAACAGAAGAAAAAGGGGUUCUCAGUUUACACAUGGACCAGUGCACCUCUGAUUUGAUUGAUUUCCUUUUAGAUGUGGCAUACCUCUAUGAGUCUUUAAAUGAAAAGCAAGGCAUAACACAAGAAUCCUUUGAAGCUGGUAAAGAAAAUGUGUUCCAUGUGACCAGCGAUGCCUCGGGUGCAGGGGGUGGUGACGGCACGCAGGCCCUGCUGCCUGCGCCUGCUGCUCAGCCGUGCCUCGAUGAGCCACAGCCAUCCACGUCCACAUCCGACCUCUUCACAGCGGCCGCUGCUGCUUUUGUGGAGCCCACCUCUGCAGAGCAGGAGCCCUCUUCCUCUCCGGGGGCCGGGAGUGCAGGAUGUGCUCCGUGUGUGGCAAGUGACGGAAUCUCCAGUUUUGCUUCAACUCUCCCUGACACAGAGGGAACAUCAUUUUCCUUGGCAGAACCCCAGGAUCAGGAGGACUUGGAGCCCAUUAAAAAGAAAAUGAAAGGAGAUGGGGAGCCCAGUGUGACUCUUCAGUUGUUUGUGGCAGACCAGUGUAAAAACAGCCAAAGCUCCCGCGAGGGGGUCGGGGCCGUGGCCGUGAAGCCGGACAAGAUGGAGGAGACCCUAACCUGCGUCAUCUGUCAGGAGCUGCUGCACGACUGUGUCAGUCUGCAGCCCUGCAUGCACACGUUCUGUGCAGCUUGCUACUCAGGCUGGAUGGAGCGCUCGUCCUUGUGCCCGACGUGCCGCUGUCCUGUGGAGCGCAUCUGCAAGAACCACAUCCUCAACAACCUGGUGGAGGCCUACCUCACCCAGCACCCAGACAAGUGCCGCACUGAGGAAGAAGUGCGAAGUAUGGAUGCCAGGAAUAAAAUCACCCAAGACAUGCUGCAGCCAAAGGUCAGGAGGUCUUUUUCUGACGAGGAAGGGAGCUCCGAGGACCUGCUGGAGCUGUCGGAUGCUGACAGCGAAUCCUCGGAUGUCAGCCAGCCGUACGUCGUGUGCAGACAGUGCCCAGAGUACAGGAGGCAGAUGGCACAGCCCCUUCCCUGCCCAGGGCCCGAGGGCGAGCUGGGAGCACUGCAUGCCCCGGGGGACACCCCGUCAACAUCCGCCAGCCACGCUCCAGCGACCCCGGAGUACGUGUGCCCGCUGCAGGGCAGCCACGCCAUCUGCACCUGCUGCUUCCAGCCCAUGCCGGACCGCAGGGCCGAGCGCGAGCGGAGCCCGCACGUCGCCCCGCAGCAGUGUGCGGUUUGCCUGCAGCCCUUCUGCCACCUGUACUGGGGCUGCCCCCGCGCGGGCUGCUUCGGCUGCCUGGCCCCGUUCUGUGAGCUCAACCUUGGUGACAAGUGCCUGGACGGCGUGCUGAACGGCAACAACUACGAGUCGGACAUCCUGAAGAAUUACUUGGCAACCAGGGGUUUGACGUGGAAAAACGUGUUGACGGACAGUCUCGUGGCUCUGCAGAGGGGAGUGUUUUUAUUGUCUGACCCCAGGGUCAGCGGGACCACUGUUCUGUGCUACUGCUGCGGCCUGCGCAGCUUCCGGGAACUCGCCUACCAGUACCGCCAGGGCAUCCCUGCCUCCGAGCUGCCAGUGGCUGUAACAUCCCGUCCUGAUUGCUACUGGGGUCGCAACUGCCGGACUCAGGUGAAAGCGCACCAUGCGAUGAAAUUCAAUCAUAUUUGUGAACAAACACGAUUCAAGAACUAAGCAUCCGUUGGAGCAGUGAAGUGGUUUUAGAGCACUGACGAGUACAUGCAAAAGUUUCUCAAAGGCUUAAAGACUGAAUUCAGACGUUCUGAGGGGUCCUGGCGGCUCCCUCCUCCAGGGACGCUGGGUGACUUUUCCCUGCUCGAGCUUCACCCUCUGCGGGCGCCUUUCUGGGGCCUGGAGGCUGCUGGGCGUGGGCCCGCGAGGGACCGAGAGUGGGAUCGGGGACCGUCGUGGCCUCGUGGCCCAUGGCGCGUCUUCCUGGUUGACACUCGUCCCAGGUGCUCUGUGCGUCCCUGGGGGCCGCGGCCCGGGGAACCUGCCACGUCACCCUCGUCGUCCUGGCUCCAGGCGCUGGGCGCUUCUAUAGAAGAGCAGAUGCCCCCUCUCAAGACCCCCGCGGGCGGCUCAGCCUGUCUACCGUUUCCACAGCUGUGGUCAAAACGGAAACCUGUCUUUAAGAAGAGUUCCACAGGAGAAAAAGGAAGUUUAUCAGAAGCCUGUUGUGUGAGUUUACAGCCUAGGCUUUGUCCAGAAUAUUCUGCUGUAGGGAGAACCACAGCAUUUUAUAUAUUUUUUAUUUUAAUAGGCUUGGUGCUUACUUUCUAAUAAGAUUUAAAUAUCACAAACUGUAGGGCAAAUAAUAUAAUUUAUAAUUUACAUGUUGACUAAAAUUGGGGAUAAUAUGAAAGAAUAAACAUAUGUUUCUAUCUAUUAAAAAAAAGAUCGUAAAAUGUCCCAAACUGUUAACUUUAGAGGAUCCAGCAGCAAGUUGGCACAGUUCUUUUUGAGAUGGGUAUGUAAGUUGAGUCAUUAAUAUUUCUUAGUGUGGCUCUCGUGUGGGCCCACUCUCGGCCACAGGCCGAUGGGAACAUGGAGGCACAGAAAGCCAGGGUGCUUAUGGCAUCAGGGAUCUCCUCGGCUGAUCGCUGGGGUCUUGGCCUGACUGCCCCGGAGUGCCCUCUGCUCAUGCUGCCCGUGGCCAGAAGCCUCUGUCUCCGUACCCUGCACACACUCUCAUUGCUUCCCAGUAAUGGGCGUUCGAGGCAGUGGGUCACCAGGGUGGGUUGGCACGAGGCAGCUCCCCGUGCUCGCCAAGCCUCUGCCCUGUGGGGCUCCGGCCGCACUGCACCGUCUGUCCCUCCGGGAUCCCAGGGAGCUCGAGGACCGUGUGCAUGGGGACCAGUCUGAGCCGCUGCGGUGGGGAGCCGGCUGCCCUGCGUGGCCUUUGCUUCCUUCCCGGCUCACCUCUGCCCCUGCCUUCUGCAUCAGGAGUGCCAUUUCAUCUGGAAGAAUACUUGAAAUUUUGCUUUUUGUAUAUUAAAAAAAAUCAUUUUUUUUCCUUU